UAGCAGUCUUGCCCUGAGCAGGGCUGAGGAUGGCUGCGCCUGGCUACUUCCCGCUAAUGGUCGAGGGGUCCUGGGGUCCCGAUCCCCCGAAGAGCUUGAUCACUAAGUUGCAGUUGUACUUCCAGAGCCAAAAGAGAUCCGGAGGCGGGGAGUGUGAGGUCCGACAGGAACCAGGCAGCCUGGCCCACUUCCUACUGCUCUUCAACCGACAUGACGUUCGGCAGAACGUUCUGGAGAGAGGGAACCAUGAGUUACCAUUGCCAGGAAAAGGAACAUUUAAGUUAACAGUCAAGUUGCCUCCAGACCCAAAUGAAGUCCAUGAUGCCUCUAAGGAGAAAAUUCCAGCAAAGGAAUCCAAGACCAAAGAACAUGCCAAAGAACCAGAUGCAUCAGAAGAUACACAAAUCUCUCUCAACAAAAGAUCAGAAAAAAUGGAAGAUAUCCCAAAGCAAUGUGAAAAUAUUCCCUCUUUGGUUGCAUUUGAAAAUCUCAAAGCAAAUGUAACUGACAUGAUGCUAACCUUGUUGGUGGAGAACAUAAGUGGCCUGUCCAGUGCUGAUUUUGAAGUGGAAGUAAUACGAGAUUUUGAUGUUGGCGUCGUUACCUUUCAAAAAUACAUAGAUACCAUAAAAUUUGUUGAAGAUUGUGCCAUGCACCAUUCAGUGACACAACUUCAGCUUUCCCCAAGACUUCUGGAAAUGACAAAAACAAUCAGGGUUGAAAACCUGCCGCCUGAUGUUGACUCCUAUAAUUUGAAAUGUUUAUUUGAAAAUCCUCAAAAUGGAGGGGGAAGAGUUGUCAGUAUUGAAUGUUUUCCUGAAGAGAGUUCAGCUCUGAUAGAAUUUUUUGACAGAAAAGUGUUAGACACCAUCAUGACCAAGAAGCUUGACCUCAAUAAUAUGCUGCUCUCCGUGUUCCCAUAUUAUACCUCCUUGGGCACAGCUCUGUAUGGAAAGGAGAAGCCUCUGAUCAAGCUUCCAGCACCAUUUAAAGAAUCUUUGGAUCUUUCUUUAUGGAAGUUCUUACACAAAAAGAAUCAUCUGAUUGAGGAGAUUAAUGAAGAAGUGAGACGUUCUCACGCUGAGCUAACAUGGUCCCCACUCAAUGGUGAAAUUACCAUCAGACCUGCAGCCAACUUAGUCAAUCAAGGAAGAAAAAGAAUCAAGAACUGGAAGAAAGAUGCUUCCACAGCCUUCUUUGGCAUCAGGUCUAGAUUUAAAGUUAGCACAUUUCAAGUGGACUCAGUAGAGUGGGACAUCAUGAAAAAUGACUUAGAAGAUGAAAGAAUUUUGAUUGAAUUUGAUACAGGUAUGGGGAUUGUAACCUUAGUGGGGAAAUCAGAGGAUGUACAAAACAUUGAGCCACAAAUCAAGGAAUUAAUAGAAAACGGCACUCAAAAAGUUAAAAGAGAAGAGCAAAGUCUGAAGGGGAAAGUGGCCAUGUCUCCAAGAAAGUAUUCUCUUUUGUGCCACAGCGGUGUGCAGGAGCAUCUCCGCAGGGAGUACCCAGAGAUGGAGAUUUUUUAUGACAGAGCCACCCAACACAUGUGCUUUAAAGGACUCGGCAUAGAUGUGUAUAAAGCAAAAUGUGAAGUCCAGGAAAAGGUGUACACCAUGGUUCAGAAAAGCAUUCAGCUUCCCCCGGAGGUUUUGCAGUUUUUGCAGCAGGUCAACUGUUCAGAACUCUCCAAGUCUCUUUUGAUAGCACAGAAAAUUCUUGCAGUUUAUGAGCUAGAGGGCACAACUGUUUUCUUAACCAGCUGUUCUUCUGAAGUCCUCUUAGAAGCUGAGAAGCAAAUGGUCAGUGCCUUAAGUUAUAAGCGCAUAGACGUUGAGGACAGGGAAUUUCUUAACAGCAAGAAAUGGAAAGCCAUCACUAAAAAUUUGCCAAAGAAACAUAAUUCCUCCUCAAAGACUGUAACGAUCAAUGAGUUAACUCCAGGAAUCACAGCUGAGGUCAUUAUUGCAGGCUGCGUGAGAGAAGUAAAUGACAUCUACCACUUCCUUUUUGACUUUGUGGAAAAAAACAUGAAAAUAGAAAGAUUCCUUGAAGUAAAGCCUUCCUUAGUUAUUGAUUAUUUAAAAGCAGAGAAGAAGAUAUUCUUGCAAAAGAUAAGGAUGAACAAGCUAAAUGUUCAGGUAGAUUUCAAUUCUAGAAACAAACCAGAAGGCAUUUUACUAACUGGCUCAAAGGCCGAAGUCCUGGAGGGAAUGAACAUCCUCAAGCAAGCCAGGGAUUCAGUUUGUGUUAAAAGCAUCAGUAUUGAUAAGCCAGGAGCCAGCCAGUCCUUCCGGGAUAGACCAUGGUAUUAUAAACGUGAGGUACGGUCAUUUGGUUGUUUUGUGGAACUACUGCAGAAUGAAGGAAAGAAGGAGGGAGGUGGCAGAGAUGGGCAGAAGGCCUCCUGUCGGACAGAAUUGGCCCCUGGAGUCUCGCUGAUUGUACAGCAAGGCGACUUGACACGGUUUCCUGUUGAAGUGGUGGUGAAUGCCGCAAAUGAGGACCUCCGUCUCAGUGAGGGCCUGGCUGCUGCUCUUUCAAAGGCAGCUGGCCCUGAGCUCCAAGCAGACUGUGACCGGAUAGUGAAGAAAAAGGGUAAGAUCCCAACUGGCCAUGCCACCAUCUCAAAACCAGGAAAGCUCCCAUACCACCAGGUGAUCCAUGCAGUAGGACCCAAGUGGAACAGCAGUGACGUUCUAGGGUGUAUGUUACAGUUAAAGAAUGCCGUGAAAAGAAGCCUCCAUUUGGCUGAUAAUUUUCAGUACCAAUCCAUAGCCAUCCCUGCCAUUAGUUCUGGAGACGAUGGCUUUCCCUUAUCCCAGUGUGUGGAGACCAUUGUUUUGGCCAUCAAGGAAUCCUUCCAGUAUAACUGGGCUGGAUGCACCUUGAAAGAGGUUUACCUUGUGGAUUUAGCUGAGAAGACUGUUGAGGCCUUUGCUGAAACUGUGAAAACUGUAUUUAAAAACAACAAGCCUGGUACUGCUUCCCUGCCCAGUGUACCCGCAGGAGUCCAGCCAGGUCCAAGAAACACUGAUGGAAACAGACAAAUGCUGCUGUGCCCAGGCGGUCUGAGGAUCCUGUUGGUGAAAGGAGACGUGCAAUAUGCUAUGGCUGAUGUUGUUGUCAACUCCAUUCCUCGGGAUCUCAACCUUAAUAGUGGGCCCCUUUCUAAGGCCCUCUUGGCAAAAGCUGGGCCAAAUCUCCAGAAGGAAUUGAACGCAGCUGGACAAGGGAUAGCUGUUGAAGUGGGCACAAUUCUUCAAACCACUGGUCAGAGUGUGUCCUACCAAAUGCUUCACGUGGUGGCUCCGAGCUGGAACAAUGGUGACACGUCUUCACUCAAGAUCAUGCAAGACAUAAUCAGAAAAUGUUUGGAAAUGACUGAGAACUUGUCCUUAAACUCAAUUGCGUUUCCAGCCAUAGGAACAGGCAAUUUGGGGUUUCCUAAGACUGUUUUUGCUGAAUUGAUCAUUUCGGAAGUGUUCAAAUUUAGUAGCAACAAUCAACCAACAGCUUUACAAGAGGUUUGCUUUCUGCUGCACCCGAGUGAUCACGGGAAUAUUCAGGCAUUUUCAGAUGAAUUUGACAGAAGAGCUAAUGGAAAUUCCAUCAGUGACAGAAUUCCCAAGGCUCAGAAUACACAAGGUUUAUAUGGGACUGUUACCAGCCCUGCUUCAGGAGUGUAUGAAAUGAAAAUUGGCCCCAUCACCUUCCAGGUGGCCACUGGAGAUAUUGCUAAAGAAGCGGCAGAUGUGAUUGUGAAUUCAACAACAAAGACAUUUGAUCACAAAGCAGGGGUCUCCAAAGCAAUUUUGGAAAAGGCUGGACAAAACGUGGAAAUAGAAUGUUCUCGCCUAGCACAACAGCACAACAAUGGUUAUAUAAUUACUGGUGGUGGAUCUCUGAAGUGCAAGAAUAUUAUUCAUGUCGCUGGUGGAGCUGAUGUCAAGAGAUCAGUUACCCGUGUUUUGCGAGAGUGUGAAAAACGGAAUCACUCAACCAUUUGCCUCCCAGCCAUUGGGACAGGACGUGCUCAACAAGACCCAGAUAAGGUUGCUGAAGCCAUAAUGGAUGCCAUUGAAGACUUUAUCCAGAAAGGACUUGUCCGGUCUGUGAAAAAAGUUAAAGCUGUUAUCUUUCAGCCUCAAAUAAUGAAUGUGUUUUUUGCCAAUAUGAGAAAAAGAGAAGACUCCCAGGCUCCCUCACAGUCUAUAAUGUCUAAAAUUGCAUGUUUGUAUGGGACUGUUACCAGCCCCACUUCAGGAGUGCACGAAAUGAAAAUUGGCCCCAUCACCUUCCAGGUGGCCACUGGAGAUAUUGCUAAAGAAGCAGCAGAUGUGAUUGUGAAUUCAACAACAAAGACAUUUGAUCAUAAAGCAGGGGUCUCCAAAGCAAUUUUGGAAAAGGCUGGACAAAAUGUGGAAAUAGAAUGUUCUCGCCUAGCUCAACAGUACAACAAUGGUUAUAUAAUUACUGAUGGUGGAUCACUGAAUUGCAAGAAUAUUAUUCAUGUUGCUGGGGAAGCUGAUGUCAAGAGAUCAGUUACCCGUGUUUUGCGAGAGUGUGAAAAACGGAAUUACUCGACCAUUUGCCUCCCAGCCAUUGGGACAGGACGUGCUCAACAAGACCCGGAUAAGGUUGCUGAAGCCAUAAUGGAUGCCAUUGAAGACUUUAUCCAGAAAGGACUUAUCCGGUCUGUGAAAAAAGUUAAAGUUGUUAUCUUUCAGCUUCAAAUAAUGGAUGUUUUUUGUGCCAACAUGAAAAAAAGAGAAGGUUCUCAGGCUCCCUCACAGUCUAUAAUGUCUAAAAUUGCAUCAUUUUUGGGCUUCUCACAGCAACUGCCUCCAAAACGAAAGCCUUUGGUUUUGGAGAAGAAAACGGAAUCAGCAAUUUUUCAGGUGUGUGGUGAAAAUGAAACUUGUGUAGAGCACGCCCUCUACUGCCUACAGUAUCUGAUGGAAAAGGAACAAAGUCUUUACACCAGUGAAGAGGAAUGUAUUAAAGACUUUGAUGAAAAGGAAUAUCAGGAAUUGAAUAAGCUGCAGAAGGACUUGAAUAUUUUGGUGGAAUUGGACCAUCAGAAACCUUUGAUUAAGGUUUCAGGGAUUAGCAGAGAUGUGGAACAGGCUAGAAAUGCAGUUGAGGAGAUGAUCAAGACAGUUAGAUCAGCCAAAGAGCAGGAAUCCAGAGCAGAUUAUAUCACUGAGUUUGUAGAAUGGCAAUAUGACGACAAUAACACGUAUCGUAGUUUUGACAAAAUAACCAAUAUGAAAUUAGAGGAGGCAAGAAAAAAACAAGGAAAAACAGUUGAUGUCCUAAUUAAUAAUCAGAACUACACAGUGGACAUGAAAACAUGCAUUGCUACAGGUGCAAACGGACACAGUUUACAAAUUCAGCGCAUCACGAAACCUCAAGUUGAGAUCCCUGGACACUGGAGUGAUAUGAAGCAGCAGCGUGUCUGUCUGGUUGAGCUACAGCCUGGACAACCAGAAUACAGCAAAGUGGCAGAUGCCUUCAAUCAGACCUGCUCACAAUUCAAGAUAGAGAAGAUUGAGAGAAUCCAGAAUCGAAGUCUCUGGCAGUUCUACCAGACAAAGAAAAAAACCAUGGAUGAAAAGAAUGGCCAUAUGCAGAAUGAGCAGCUGCUCUUCCAUGGGACAGAUGCUGACUCCUUGCCACAUGUCAAUCAACAUGGCUUUAACCGCAGUUAUGCAGGAAAGAAUGCUGUGGCAUACGGAAAGGGAACCUACUUUGCUGUCCAUGCCAAUUAUUCUGCCAAUGAUACUUACUCCAGACCAGAUGCAAAUGGGAAAAAGCAUAUGUAUUAUGUGCGUGUGCUCACUGGAUUGUACGCACGUGGACAUUUUUCAUUACUUGAACCUCCUCCAAAGAAUCCUCAAAAUCCUCUUGACCUGUAUGAUACUGUCACAGAUAGAGUGAGCACUCCAACUUUAUUUGUGGUAUUUUAUGACUACCAGGCUUACCCAGAGUACCUCAUUACUUUUAAAAAAUAACAUUUUGGUAUCCUUCACAGAAGACAUUAUUUAUCUACACAAGUGAUUUUCAACCUUUUUCAUCUCCUGGCACACAUAAACUAAUUACUAAAAAUCUACAACACACCAAAAAAUAUAUUUUUUGCCGAUCUGACAAAGAAACAAAACAAAAACGGUAUAAUUUUUAUUCAUUCACACCAAAUAGCUAUAGUGUUGGCUGUUGUCAUUAAAAAUAUAUUUUUUUAUUGAUUUCAGAGAGGGAUGCGGGGGGCGGGGGGCGGGAGA
Molecule: messenger RNA, 6278 nt
Organism: Myotis daubentonii (Daubenton's bat)
Lineage: Eukaryota; Metazoa; Chordata; Mammalia; Chiroptera; Vespertilionidae
Product: protein mono-ADP-ribosyltransferase PARP14-like
Exons: 21
Coding region: 30-6014 (1994 amino acids)
Biological process (GO): negative regulation of gene expression; protein poly-ADP-ribosylation
Cellular component (GO): nucleus; cytoplasm
Molecular function (GO): transcription corepressor activity; NAD+ poly-ADP-ribosyltransferase activity
Source: RefSeq, a predicted model, not a curated record